This is a messenger RNA of Rotaria socialis, 1683 nucleotides long. The record is from the annotation of a GenBank genome assembly. NCBI's taxonomy places the organism in Eukaryota, Metazoa, Rotifera, Eurotatoria, Philodinida, Philodinidae.
AUGGAUAAAGAAGAAGAAAUUCCUCUGCAUUCAGCAAAAGGUCUUGUUCGACGACUGAAAAAUGCUAAUAAUCGCCUUUCCAGAAACACUGAUGUAUUUUCGCUGCACUUUGAGAGUACGAAAGAUCUCCAAACGGCAAACAAUCAUGGUGAUCCAGAUUAUUUUCAACUUGAUGAGUUCGACGAGAUGACUAUGCAAGAUCAAGAUGAAGAAACUAGCGCCAGUUCGAAUGCAUCAGAACAUUGUAUGGAUCAUGAAUGUGAUGCAAGCAUAUACCGGGUGCUUUCGGAUGACGAUGACGAUAAUAAUAAUAAUAAUAAUGAUGAUGAUGACAAUGAUAAUGAAGAAAUAAAUUCAUUUCAGACAUCAGAUGAUGCUGCCAAUAAUGAGGUCCGAUCUGGUCUACCUAAUUCUAGAGAGAUUUCUAUUGCUCUUUCUCUUUUUCGACAUAGACAUAAUCUGUCAAAAUCAUGUGUGAAUGAUUUGUGUGAAUUACUACGUUAUCUAGGUGUCAAAAACGUACCAACUGAUUUUCGUACCAUACAACGAAACAUUCUAAAAAAUCAGGAGAACAUUUUGCAAGGUAAAAAGUAUAGUGUUUGUUCUAAAUGUGGCAAAAAAGGAAAUAUCAAAUCAAAGUGUGAAAAUACUAAGUGUACAUCAAGUGUUAAUCAUCAAUCAAUUUCAACAGAGUUAUGUACUUUUAAACUACUCCCACAGAUAACAUCGAUUUUGGAACGGCAUGCCGUACUACCUCAACCAGAUAACGAUUGCUCAAGAAUAAGUGAUGUGCAAGAAGGUGCAGUGUGGCGCAAUAUUUUUUCUCAACAACUAGUGGCUGACCCAAAAAGACAAAUAGUAACAUUUCUUCUAAAUAGCGACGGCAUCGUCUUGAAAAAAAGCAGUCGCUCUAUUUGGGUCAGCUGCAUGAUUAUUAAUGAAUUGCCGCGAGCUAUUAGAUUCAACAUCAACAAUGUCAUAAUUUGUUCUAUAUCCAUUGGCUCUAACAAACCAAAGAAAACUGAAUUUCAAAGUCACAUUUCUGAUUGGGUGCGCGAAUUACGUCAGCUGGAACUCGGUUUUUAUGUUUCUCCACCGAAUUCAAAUAGAAUAUUUCUUAAAACACAUACUUACUUAAUUGCAGCAACACUUGAUAAACCAGCACAAGCACUAUUGAUGAAUAUGAAUGAUCCUGUAGGCUUCUAUAGUUGUGUUCGAUGUACUAUUAAAGGGAAGUCCGUACAAAGUGGCAAUGGAUCCAUUCGUGUUUUUAUUCGAAAUACAGAAGAUAAUAUUGAAGAUAGAAACAAUGCGUUGUACGAUAAGCAUCUUUUGAUAUUGUCACAAAGAAGAUCAAAAUUAAAAACAAAUGAAUACGAUCCUGCUUGUGGUCGUCAAGGUGUUUGUCUCUUACGGGAUUUGUCAUAUUUUAACAUUGGUCAAUCUUGCACUGCAGAUUCGCUUCACAAUGUUUAUGCUGGGACAUUUAAACGCUUAUUGGAAUUAUGGUUUAAAUCUCGUCGUCAACCAUUUUCUAUACACAAAAGUUUACACAUAAUCGAGGCUCAGCUGGACUCAAUUCGUUAUCCAUCAACAACAUAUCAUGUACCGUCUCAGCUCAGACAUUUUCAAACAUAUAAAGGCAAUGAAUAUCGACUGGUUUUGCUAUUCGGUUACCAGUAA